This is a messenger RNA of Didymodactylos carnosus, 633 nucleotides long. NCBI's taxonomy places the organism in Eukaryota, Metazoa, Rotifera, Eurotatoria, Philodinida, Philodinidae. The record is from the annotation of a GenBank genome assembly.
AUGUCGGUGCUUGGUCUUUGCAAGUUUGUGUCGUUACUCGCUUUUCUCAUUAACAGAGUGCAUGGUGAUAUUAAAUUAGAAUCGGAGAAUGGACAAUUGACUGGUAUUACAGGUGGUACGGAGACAAAAGGUCAUUCUGGUAAAGGUUACGUUAAAGAUUUCGAUAAUUCAAACAAUAAACUAACAUUUUUAUUUAAUCUUCCAUCGAAUACAACAUCAGUCAAUUUAUUUUAUGAAAUUAAAAUUCAAUACAAUUCACCAUUUGGUGAUAAAGGCUAUGAUUUGAAAAUUAAUACACAAGAUAUUGAUCAUAUUGUUAUUUAUUUGAAACAAGCACAAAAAACACAAGUACCCAUUCUUUUUCGACCAUUGCAUGAAGCACAAGGAAGAUGGUUCUGGUGGAGUGAGCAAGGUCCAAGUCAAACGAAAACAUUGUAUCGUUUAUUAUAUAAUCGACUGACACAUCAUCAUCAUUUAAAUAAUCUUCUAUGGAUGUGGACGACAGAGUCAAUAAAUUCUGCUCUAGAUUGGUAUCCGGGUGAUGAUUUAGUUGAUAUACUUGGUAUGGGUAUUUAUGAAGCACAAGGAGAACAUAAUUCACAUUUACUUUCAUUUUUUCAAAAUGUUAAAUAA